Messenger RNA from Jaminaea rosea, 1186 nucleotides. RefSeq lists its product as hypothetical. Gene Ontology annotation, biological process: phospholipid transport. The transcript has 2 exons. The coding region runs from base 44 to 1186 and encodes 380 amino acids. NCBI's taxonomy places the organism in Eukaryota, Fungi, Basidiomycota, Exobasidiomycetes, Microstromatales. Gene Ontology annotation, cellular component: mitochondrial intermembrane space. Gene Ontology annotation, molecular function: phosphatidic acid transfer activity. The record is from RefSeq and is a predicted model, not a curated record.
CGCUCGCGCCAUCCCCUCCCCUCCACGCCACGCCAGCGCAUCGAUGGUGCAAACGCACUCCUCUCCCUCCACGAUACCCCUCCCAUUCCCCCUCCUCUGCCCCGCCUACUUCCUUCGCUACCCAAACCCCUUUGCCCAACACGUCAUAAGCGUCGAUGUACUGGAUCGCCUGAUUAUUCAGCGUGACCCCACCCAGCCGCCCACUUUGCUCACUUCGCGGCUCCUCCUCAAAAAGGGGACUCUACCACGCUGGGCUCCGAGGGGGCUGAUUAAGAGUGCGGAGAGUUGGGUGCUGGAGGUUAGUGAGGUUGAGUUGGAGGGAUUCCAGAGAGGGGAGGGGAGCGCGAGUGCGAGUGGGACGACGACGGGGGCAGUGGAGAGGGGAAGACAGAUGCGCACUUGGACGCACAAUCUGGACCACACGACGGUGCUCGCUGUUGCGGAGGGGUUAACUUUCACUGAGCAGCUUGCGUCGUCGCCGCCUCGUCCGCCAGCGCGAAAGGGCAGCGAUGUCACGAGCGACGUCAAGGGCAAGGGGAGGGCGGUGGACGAGGAAACUCAAACACACUGUCUCACGACGGCGCACAUCACUUCGGACGUGAGCGUGAUAUGGAAACGGAUAGAGAAGUUUGGCCUGAAGCGAUUCAUGGCGCAUAUGGAUACGUCGCGCCAAGGUCUCCUCUACGCCGCCUCCCAUCUCUCCUCCCCUUCCUCCUCCUCCUCCACCACCACCUCCCCACCCCAUCCCACCACUCCCUACAAGUUGCGCGAAUCUCUCCGUCCCCCCUGGCUAGACGGGCUUCCCCUCUCCCCUAUGGCCAAGCUCCGCCAAUUCGCAGACAGGACGGCGCAGCGCUAUCGGACGGUCAAGGAGGAGGGGCUCUGGGGCUAUACGGGGAGGAGGGAGCGCGAGGACGGGAUGAAGCGCUGGCGCGAUGAGUUGCGUGAGCGUUUAGUGAGGUUGAGGGAAUGGCGAAGACCCACGUUACCUACGGCAGGGGCAGGGGCACAGCAGGAGCAAAUCGUGCGUGAUCGCGGCGAGAACGACAAGAGGACAGACGCACGAUCCCCCUCUGGCUCUAGCACGCCGGUCGAGACUGAGGUAGAGCCGCGAGAGGAGGAGAGCAUCGAAGUGCAUCGUGAGCGGUUGGCACGGAUGUUGCACGAGAGGGCGACGGGUGGGUGA